AUGGCACAAAUGCAAUGUGAAUUUACACGUGCUGUGGAAGCUCUAGAGAAACAAGUCACAGCUUUACGUCAUCACAAUACGUUACUAACAGUAAAAUUAACUCAAACUAAAGAGGAGCAGAAUCAAUGGACAGUGGAAGCUUCCGAGACAAUUCAACAAUUACAACGAGAGCUAGAGAUUCAAGCACAAGAAGCGCUUGAGAAACAGCAACAGGCUAUGGAUCAACAGGAAGCAUUGAGUCUUGAAGUAGCAGCAUUGAAGAGUUUAUUACAACAGGAGACAGAUUAUUGGACAAGAUCAAGUCAAGCAAGUCGUCAAGAUCGAGAUCAAUUGAUGACUCAAUUCAGUCAAGUUCAGACCGAAAACGCACAGUAUUUACAAGAGAAUAAGACCUUACAAAGGGAGAUCAAGGUGUUGCAAAACCGACUUGAUACAGCUGUUGCUACGAGUAAGAGUUUUGAACAACGAUUGGUUCUUGUGGUCAAGGAGAAGCAAGAAUAUGUGGAAACAAUGGAAUUGCAAUUGAAUCGAUAUCGUAAGAAACUACAUGAUAAGCGAAUGCAGAAGAAAUAUUUGACGGAAGCUUUGGUGAGGUUGCAAGAACGAGAGAGUACGAGAGAAGAGCGAGUUGCCAGGACGAUGGAUACAACAGGUGCGGCUGAAGGAGUGAAAUCGAAGGGAAGGACGGUGGAUGGACAAGAAAAGCAACGGCGUGUGAAGAAGAGAGAAUUGACUUUACUGGAUGAGAUGAAGGCAGUGACGAAUGGGACGAUGGGUACGAGUAAAAGGAUCGGGUCAUCUCGAACGGGGACAUCACCAACGACGUCAUCACCUGAGAUUUCACCACGAUCGGCACGUUCAGCACCGUAUAAACGUGCGCCAUCCGUGGCAACGACAACACCAACAGCAUCUGAUGGUAAUAGCUUCAAUAGCAGCAGCAGUGGCAGUUUGCGGAGUAUGCGGAGUUUACGAAAUGUGACAGGACGUCGCAUAAGUAGCAGAAGCAGCAGUGACAGUGACAACAUUGAUGUCAGCCCCAGAUAUAAUGUAGCACACCGUCAAGGAGUAAAUCCAACGGGAAGACUAGAGCGUGAGCUUAGUGGUCUACGACGAAAACUUGACUCGUGUAUGGCGGAUACGGCUGCACGGUGGUAG
This is a messenger RNA of Peronospora belbahrii, 1155 nucleotides long. NCBI's taxonomy places the organism in Eukaryota, Oomycota, Peronosporomycetes, Peronosporales, Peronosporaceae. The record is from the annotation of a GenBank genome assembly.